UCGAUCGAAACAAGACAUACAAACAAGCGCACAUGUCUCCAUUGUGGCGAUGCGCUUUUCAAUGCGUAUACGAUCGGUGUUUUGCAAAGAAAAGACUCCCAAACAAAUGGCAAUUUUUGACAAUGUGAAAUCAUCCCAUUGGUUAUCUUUUUGAGUUUCCAAGUUCCUGGACCUCUUUUAAGUUGUUCAAAAAGGGUUAUAAAAGAGAAUGUUGUCUUUUUCGGUCACGAAACACGAAAUAUCGAGACACAAUCAGCUGCGACAAAAAUCAAAAUUAUUGCUUCCCGGCGCUUCACGAAAAGAAGGGUGAUCACAAACGACGAAGUUUUCUGCGAGAAACAAUCCCUAUUCAAGCAUGGCUCUUCCCCAAAUCAUAGCGGUGUUUCACGCGCUUUUCAACGUGAUCGGCCUUCCUGGAAAUUUGCUGGUGAUAUUGACAAUCGUUUUGGAAAGAAGAUUUCACGUGAUGCGUUAUAUUCUGCUCGCCAGUCUCGCAGUGUCAGAUUUUCUCUGUUUAAUUCUCGUAAACUCAUUUCGCAUCGCAAGCAUAGCAAAGGAAAGAUGGUUAUACGGUCAAACAAUGUGUCUUCUCAAUGCAUUCUUUGCAAGAUACUUCUUCCUCAACUCAGUUCUUCAUCUGAUAGCCGUGUCUUAUGAGCGAUACAGUGCCGUUGUGAAAUCACCUUUGACGUACGAUGGUACGAUUACAAAGUCCAGAGUUGUGCUCAUGGCUCUCAUCUGGAUAGUACCGAUUCCAAUUUGCAUCAGUCCAUUCCUCGGCUGGGGAAAGUACGUUUACAACCCAGAUAUGUUCUUCUGCGAGCAAGGAUGGUCGGAACAGAGCGGUGCCAUCGCUGCAACCUUAAAGUCGAUGUUUUUCUUUGUUGUGCCCUUUCUGGUGAUCGCGUUUCUAAAUUGGAGGGUUUUCAAAGCAGUGAAAACUCUUCAGAGAAACGACGUGGCGCCGGUCCAAGUGGAAAACACCGCAGCACCCGAAAAUCAUUCCGGACAAGAGAUAUCAAGAGGAAUAAGAGAACGGAAGGCGGCUGUGGAUGUAAGCAUCGUUAUUGCAGCGUUCUUGUUUUGCUGUAUCUCUGGCUGGAUCGCAGGACUUUGCCGUCAGUUCAUCACAAGUUUCAAAGUGUCAGCCGAAGUAAUCCUGGUCACCGCUUGUAUCUUCAUGUCCAGUUUUCUGUGCAACCCGAUCAUCUAUUCCAUUCGUAAAAGGGGAUUUCGAAUGGGUGUUAAGAAUGUCUUCAGGCGAAUUGGAAUUUGUGGAAGUUCCAACGAAAUCGACGUUGCAUGUCACAAGCAGAGCUAAUCCACAAGUACCAGACCUCCCGGUUGGGUCGGCAAUAUAUUUUCCUUGAGGUUAACGCCGAGAGAAGCUCGAGAUCGCGACAACGUGUCUCAAGAACACGACGAAGGAUUUUAGAACUACAGAGGACGAGUCAAAGUGACUUUCUGUGCAUCAGCUCUCAAAAGAACUGAACACUGAAUAAUGACUGAACUGUGUGUAACGUUUUUACUCUAUGUACAACAAUCGAAAUAUUGCUACUAAGCCCAUAGGGGAUGGUUAAAGUACUUUUUGAAUUGUUUUAUUUUUUCCGCGAGCCGGAAUUUCAGUCCAGUUCUUUAAAACCCACACCGUUUCCAUGCCAGAUCAUUUUUCAUUGCCCGUUUCCAGAU
Orbicella faveolata is the source of this 1689-nucleotide messenger RNA. RefSeq names its product octopamine receptor beta-1R-like. The record is from RefSeq and is a predicted model, not a curated record. Gene Ontology annotation, molecular function: G protein-coupled receptor activity. Gene Ontology annotation, cellular component: membrane. NCBI's taxonomy places the organism in Eukaryota, Metazoa, Cnidaria, Anthozoa, Scleractinia, Merulinidae. Gene Ontology annotation, biological process: G protein-coupled receptor signaling pathway.